CUGCCGCGGGGUCUGCGGGGCGCCUCGGGGCCGCCAUGCAGAAGAUCAAGUCGCUGAUGACCCGGCAGGGUCUGAGAAGUCCACAGGAGAGUGUUCAUGACCUAAGUCCUAUUGAAAACCUCCGGUUUCCUACUAAGGAGGAGCUCAGAGAAUCAUGGGAAGAACCAACUGAUCCUCAAGCUCAGCAAGAAAUAAUUAAUAGCAUUGAAGAAGUUUAUUUUUCCAAUGAUGCCUUUGAUAUUGUGAAGUAUGAAUUAGAGAGGCUUCCUCCUGUACUUAGUCUUCAAGAACUGGAAGAAUAUAGAGACAAACUAAAACAACAGCAAGCUGCUGUAUCUAAGAAAGUUGCAGACUUGAUUCUUGAAAAACAACCCGCAUACGUUCAGGAACUGGAACGUGUUACAUCAUUGCAGAAUGGCCUUCAGUUAGCAGCUGUUAUUUGUGCAGAUGGAAGAAGGCACCUGAAUAUUGCAAAGGAAGGCUUCACACAAACCAGUUUGGGACUUCUUGCAAACCAGAGGAAAAGGCAGUUGCUUAUUGGACUACUGAAGUCUCUGAGGACAAUAAAAACACUGCAAAGAACUGAUGUGCGUUUAAGUGAGAUGCUGGAGGAAGAGGACUAUCCAGGAGCUAUUCAACUGUGUUUGGAAUGCCAGAAAGCUGCCAGCACUUUCAAACACUACAGUUGUAUAAGUGAGCUGAAUUCAAAACUGCAAGAUACUUUGGAACAAAUAGAGGAACAAUUGGACGUAGCACUCUCCAAGAUAUGUAAGAACUUUGAUAUCAAUCAUUAUACAAAGGUUCAACAGGCUUACAGGCUGCUUGGGAAAACACAGGUUAGUGUUUGUGUUGUGAGUAAGCUGUAAAAACUGGUGGUGGAA
Molecule: messenger RNA, 881 nt
Organism: Meleagris gallopavo (turkey)
Lineage: Eukaryota; Metazoa; Chordata; Aves; Galliformes; Phasianidae
Source: RefSeq, a predicted model, not a curated record